GUCUUGGAACUUCAUACUCGUAAAAUCGAAUUCUAUGGUGGACUGGCGGACGUCUGCGGAGUGGACGCCGUUGCAGGCCUCUUUGCAGACUUGACCUGAACAUUUGCCAUACCUGGAUAUAUACCAGCUAGAGAGGACAUGACUCCGCUGGAAUAUGAAGUAGUUGCCCAAAAUCACACAAGGAAUGCCUUGAUGGGAUAUAACCUAUUCAGCUAUCAAACCCAAAGUCAGUGUCUGUGAGGUAUGGGGUUGUAUCAGUGCCCCGGCAAGGUUUUGCUGAUUUCUAAAAUAAAUAUGUGACAAGAUCUAACUGAUUUAAUCUGAGCUCCUUCCCUUCUCAUCUCACCAAUAAAAGUUGAUGCUAGCAGGAAAUCAACAUCAGUUUUAAGUCCAAAGUGUCGGUAAAUACACAGAUAUGGAUCCAUGGCAGAUUACUGCAAUAACUUUUAUUUGUGCUUUUUGCUUGGUUUUAACUCUAUUGUGUUAUUUCCUGCUAUGUGGAACAUUAAGACUUAAUCAAGAAAGGAACCCCCUGAUGAAAAGCUCAGAAAGCCAACCCCUGAUUGAAAGUACAGAUGAUACAGAGAGUCAGACAGAUAAAGGUUAUCUAAGUGUGAAGUGUUCAAAUCUGAAAGAAGAUGAUAAAUGUACAAAUACGAAGUGUUUAAAGAUAAAACAAGAAUCAAUUCAAAUUGUGAAUGAAGUAGAAUAUUCCCUAGGAUCUUUAAAGGAGGAAAAAGGAAUCGUUCUUAACUCAGUGUGGGAUUCAUAUCUGAAAAAUGAAGCUGACAUAAGCCUGCCCGAAGCAGAACACCUUGACAUUUCUGAGUCUGCAGAUUCAUUACAUGUUAGGUUGUCACAAAAUACACAAGGACAAGACAACUGGCCCUGCAUUACAGGGGCUGCCUUGUCACCUGGAAGGAGUCACUACUGGGAAGUGGAAGUUGGUGAGAAAAGCAGCUGGGCGAUUGGAGUGGCAUCUGAGAGCAAAAGAGAAAGCAAAUGCAUUCCUGAUACUCCAGAAGGUGGAUUUUGGAUCAUUCGGCUGUGUAAGGGAAAGAGCCUUGAAGCUGUCUCCAAUAAAGUCAUUACACUUCAAAACGAAAAACCCAGAAAGGUGGGAGUAUACCUGAAUGGGAAUUACAUGUCCUUUUACAAUACAGAGGUCAAACAACGCAUUCAAAGAUUUGAGAUUAAACAGUCUCAAACAUUAUAUCCUGUUUUCAGUCCAGGAUUACAUGACAGAGGUCCUCUGAUCAUCAAAAAAAAUGAGCAUAACACAGAUUUGAUGAACUUAUGAUCUGUGCCUCUGUUUCAAAUAUUAAAAUGAACCUGAGGUGUCAAGGCAUCGCAGGACCCACACUUGUAAUCACUCACCAUUGUAGAACUGCUAAUUAACUAAAGCACAUAUAUUUUGUAAACGCCAGAAAAAACAUAAAAUCCCAAAGGAAGAGCAAGAAGACAUGACGAGAACAUGCAGGCUCCACACACACAGUGAUUAGACACACGUAGUUUCCAAAGCAAGGAUGCUGAAUAUGUGAAGCAAAAUGUUGUUGCCCUGUUUCAGAUAAGCUCUUUAAUAUUUGGUGGCCAUUUACAUUUGUUUUUUAUUAUGACGUUAAGUCUAUCAAAGUAGUUUUUUUAUUAGCCAGACAGUUAUUUUUAUGUAAACUAAAUCUAACAAGAUAUUUCAUUUUUUUUGUAACAUCUGUAGUAAUAAUGUACAGUUUAAGUAGAUUUGCUGCCUACAAUAUUUUUGGAUAUGAGAUGAUUUUAACAAAUAUUAAUGCAGAGUAGUUUUGAAUAUAAUUAUUAAUAUAUAUAUCUGCACAUAGAUACAUGUGUAUGUCAAUGUAAAUUCUGAAAUCUCCCCAUGUAGUCUAAGUCUAUAUAAGAAUAAGAGUGUUGUCUAAAAAUAAUUUAAACAAAAUGAAAUUAAAAUUGGUAUUUAGUAUUUGGUCUCAUUGAACAUUUUAGACUAUAUUGGAUGUUUCAACUAAUAAGAUUUGUUUAAGUUUCUGUAGGAAUUGUUUUGAAUUAUUUAUUUUAUCUGCUAUAGUAAUUUCUCCCUACACUCAGUGUAUUAAGUAGUCAUUGUCAUUCAUGAAUAUCUGUUUGUUACUAUGUGCCAUAAGUACAGGGCCUUAUGUUAACUUGUAUAUAGAAAUUGUUUUUCAUUUUACUGUUCCUGUUUAUCCCUGCCUACAUUUGCUUUUGAAAUAAAGAAAUAAAAUAUCAUUAGAUAUUUCAGACAUUGACAUUGGUCAAUUACCUUGACACCUCUGCUUGUUAUUAAUUUCAACUAAACCCAAUGAGUUUAGAUCAUAUGAAAAAAAAUCUUAUUUUAUACUGCAUUCUGAGACAAGUUAUGUAUAUAACUAUGCAAUGAAUUUAAUUUGGUCGCUUCAGAGAUCAUCAUGACAUAUUCAACCGUCAGUUAGCAGAUUUUAACUGUACUUGCAGCACUGGUAUAGUAUACUGUACCUAUUCCUGAACAUCCCUAUAUACUGUACAUCAAUAAGUCUUCCUUUAAUAUGUUAAACUAAUUAUAGCAUCAUUAAUCUGCAAAUCAGAACAGCCAUACAUCAAAAAUGUGACCCUACAGAGAUCCAAUGCACAAAGUGUCCUGGCACUAUCUAAGAUUCAGUUUUACUACUGUGCUGCAGUUAUACAUAUUAUAACAUGUCGGAAUUGACAGAAACUCGAAAAUCUACACUAGCUUUAUUUGCAAUGGAAAAUAAAUCUUAUGUUACAUCAUUGUAUGCUGUGCUCUGUGCUGCAGUUGGCACAAAAUACCUCCAAUAGUGAACAGCUCAGUCACCCAGUGAGUACAAAAAAUGCAAAGCUAAUGUAGGACGCAUUUUGGGGCAAAGAAGCUCUCAUCUGAUAAGUGCCUUUAUUAACCCUUUCUAACAUACUCAAUUUUUAAUUUAUGUAAAAUAUUUGGGAUUGAGACAGUGUACAAAUCUGCACAUUAACAAUGUAUUUGCAUCUUUUCGACAAUUAAACUCCUAACUUGAUAUUUCAGUUGCAUGUAUUGUUUUCCCUAUAUACAAAUUAGAAACUUUGCUAAAGGCAAUCUGCAUCUCUUACCCAUAUUUGUUCCUGAGGAGAUACUGGCUGGACUAGAUGAAGAGCCAGACAACAACUCUAAGGAAAAAAAAAUGUUUAUUCAUUUUAAAGCAUUUGUACUGUUUCUGAAAUAUUAUAGUGCAGCCUGAACUUCAGGUAGCUUUUUAUGAGAAGUCAGGAAACAUUUAUAUGUUAAAACACUUUAUAGUUCAUUUUGUAUUGGAAAUGUAAAUAUAUUUGCUAUUUUAUACCUAGUAAUUCAACCUAGUAAUGAUUUCAUGUUGAUCUUUCUCAUUGCCUACUGCAUGUUAAUAUGAUAUGUGAAUCAUAUGAGUGGUUUGGUUGCAAAAGUGAUUUUUAAAUUGUAAAUUAUAAAAUAGUUAAUUAUUUUGUUUAAUUUUUAAAAUAUAAAAUAGCAAAAAUGUGAGUUGAAAUCUUUUAAAUUACAUGAAUUAAGUAAUUUUAUAUCGAGGACUGUAUCCAUAACAGAUUACAGAAUGAUGGUGACGAUUUCAUUAUCAUUUUGUAUCAUGCAUCAUGUUGUUUUGUAAGAUAUGCUACAGUAAUAAUUAAAUUCUAAAUUA
Molecule: messenger RNA, 3656 nt
Organism: Polypterus senegalus (gray bichir)
Lineage: Eukaryota; Metazoa; Chordata; Cladistia; Polypteriformes; Polypteridae
Product: E3 ubiquitin-protein ligase TRIM39-like
Exons: 17
Coding region: 416-1300 (294 amino acids)
Molecular function (GO): protein binding
Source: RefSeq, a predicted model, not a curated record